UGACAGUAACGUUUUCCGCAAUUGGUGUGACCGCAAGCGAAAACGUGAAGUGAGCGCCAUCGGUGGUGUUUUCUCGCGAAAUAUAAUAUCAACUAAGCGGAGAAAGAUGGGCGACAAGUUGCUGGAUCCGACGCAGAUCAUCAAUGGGCUGGCUGUGAUGCUGUCCUUUUUCGUGGGCUACCGAUACGCCCUGAAGCGAGGCGAUGCCAAGGACUCCGUCACCGAGGGAGCGGCGACCCCGUUCUCGCAGGAAUCUUCGGUGUCUAGCGGUUCCGAGGCUUCAGUUUCGGAUAAGGGCUAUGGAGGCUUGAACGACAACUUUAAGAUGGUCCUGGUGGUGCGCAACGAUCUCAAGAUGGGCAAGGGCAAAAUUGCCGCCCAGUGUGGCCACGGAGCGGUGGGUGCUUACCAGCGGGCGGUGGUCAGGACGCCUCGACUACUGCGGUCGUGGGAGAACUGCGGUUGCGCCAAGAUAGCCGUUCGCGUGGAGAGCGAGGCGGAGCUGAUGGCCAUCAAGAAGGAGGCCGAGAGACAGCAACUGAACACGUGUCUCAUCCGCGACGCCGGUCGCACACAAAUAGAGGCCAACUCCAAGACUGUGCUGGCCGUGGGUCCAGCGGCUGCCGCCGACAUCGACCGGGUUACCGGCCACCUGAAAUUGCUGUAAGAUCCGCACUUCGGAAACUCUCACAGGCCAUUGGCAUUACUAAUUCACUCAAGUGCAACCCGACAAUUCACAAAGCAAUACGGCGCACCGGUGGAGCGGUUGAAAGAUUAAGGCCACCGGGUGGAGGACGACUGUGACAUGCAAGCUAAGCUAAGAUUUACGUUAUUACAUUAACUGUGAACCGAGCUAUUAAACAUUAAACGAUUGACAGUCCGGCCUGGAACUGCAAAGCUCCGAAGCGUUUUUGUAGGGGUUCAAGUGGUAAAAUCCUAGCUCAAGUAAUUAAGUCCCUGUAGAGUAUUUCCUUUUUCCAAAACUAUUGUGUUUUGGUAAAUCCUUUACUAACAUAUAUUUGAAAAAUGAAAUGUGUCUACUCAUUAAGAUUAUAUCUAGCUUCCCACAGUAUUUGGUCUAUUUCUUUUCAGAAAAUAUCAGGGUCUUUUGAAAAGUAAUGGUGACACUUGUUUGUUUCUAGGCAUUAUUUAAAGUUAU
Molecule: messenger RNA, 1159 nt
Organism: Drosophila melanogaster (fruit fly)
Lineage: Eukaryota; Metazoa; Arthropoda; Insecta; Diptera; Drosophilidae
Exons: 2
Coding region: 107-667 (186 amino acids)
Cellular component (GO): mitochondrial outer membrane
Molecular function (GO): peptidyl-tRNA hydrolase activity
Source: RefSeq, marked reviewed